This is a messenger RNA of Lachancea meyersii CBS 8951, 1779 nucleotides long. The record is from the annotation of a GenBank genome assembly. NCBI's taxonomy places the organism in Eukaryota, Fungi, Ascomycota, Saccharomycetes, Saccharomycetales, Saccharomycetaceae.
AUGCAGCGUUAUAUCUUGGUCACCACGAAAGGUUGUUUGUCUCGUUACGAAGGCGUCACACAUAAACCAAUACUGAUUAACGCCAUCAACGCCAGACUUCAUCCCAGAGCCCUAUCUUUGAAACAGAUUUCGGUACGAUGGAACGCUCAGAAACACACUCCUAACAAGCCCAAUGCUCAGAAUAGCAACGAAUUUACUUUCACUACGUCAGGUCAAAAGACUCUUUUUAAUGGCAAGUCGAAUUUGCAUCCCUUCAAGUUCAUCACGGAGAGAGACAGAAUGCUAGUGCAAGCCACGGGCCUGCUUCAAAAACUUAGAAUAAAUUUGAAGUGGACCCUUACCAGAUCAAUGAAACCGUUCAACUCCGAUGAUAUAAGUGCAUUUAUCUCAUGGAUUCUAGUCAGCAACGUGAUUCUGAUUAUCCUGGGAACCACAACGUUCGCAUCGUUAAUAAUAUACUUGGUCAAUACGGUGUUCGCGCAAGAAUACGUAGCGACACAAGUCGGAAACCUUUUGACGAAAAACAGCUCCGUCUCUGUGGUGUUCGAGAGUGCCAUUGUUCCCGAUUGGUCGUCUCGCAAAAUUUGUUUCAACAAUGUCUUCGUUUCUCGCAGACCGAAGGUAUCGCAUAGUUUUACGAAGGGUUCUCAAAAUGAGGCUGCAGAAAGAGCCAAACUGGCCAUAACAGAGAAACUGCUUGUCAGUAGAGAGGAUUUCGACGAUGGCAACUAUGCACAAUUCGAUUUGACCAUGGACCAGGUCGAAAUAUCUCUAAGUUUUAGCAAGUGGAUAAACGGGCGCGGUAUCUUAGACGAGGUUACUAUAAAUGGACUGCGGGGGGUGGUAGAUCGUACUCAUGUUAUGUGGAAGGAAAACGAUGACCCAAGAAACUAUUUGAACGUCCACCAGCCCGGAGACUUUGAGAUUUCCAGAUUCGAAAUGAACGAUUUCUUGAUCACACUGUAUCAGCCUAACGGUUUCCGUCCGUUCCAGGUAAGUGUGUUCAAUUGCGAGCUUCCACAGCUUCGCAAGCACUGGCUAUUUUUCGAUCUCUUGAACGCGAACAAUAUCAGCGGAACCUAUGACAACUCUUUGUUUUCGAUUCACAAGAAGUAUAAGGCGGACGACUCGCCAAACAAUGCGUCGCCAUGGAAAAAAGUGACUCGCAUGCGAGUGGACAACCUGGACAUAGACCAUCUGAACGCCGGCGUCGAGGGGCCCUUUGGCUGGAUCACAGAGGGGCAGGUUGACAUGAUUGGUGACAUUUUACUUCCUGACAAGGAUCCGGACGCGCUGCAAUUGAGCGAAAUGUUCACGGUCAUCGGACAGCGACUGCUGAAAGAGGCACAGCGGCACUCAGCGUUGUUACUUCCAGAACCAUACCAGGUGCCACAACAGAAAGACAUCGACCCACAGCAGUACUUCAUCAUGGAUUUUUUCCUAAGGCUGCACAAUGUCACUGCUGAGGUCCCACUGUUCGACAACGCCCUCAGCCAUAUCAACAGCGCGCUAAUAAGGCCUAUUGUGGGUUACAUCAACUCCAGACGCACCUACAUCCCGAUCAAGUGUCAAGUUGUCAAAGAAAUGUCAGAUUUCGAAGGUUCCUGGACCAUUUACGACUGUCGGCUUAUGGACGAUCUAAGUGCAGAAGUUUACGACGCUUUUGCUGACUACGCGGCCGACGAUGACCGUAAAAAUCUACGUUUGAAGAGAAUAGGUUUUUGGUCGCUACAAUUGCUGGCUCAAUUGGUGUUGUUGAGCUUGGGAUCCAUCGCUUGA